CCCUAUUACAUAUAUUCGAUCGAGAAUGGAGGGUGCCCUCGGGCCAGAGUAGCGCGGUGAGAGGGCCUCAAGGAGAUCACGGCCCUCCGUGAGGACCCCGCCGUGACAACAUACUUCCCAUGUAACUAGAGGAAAUACAGCCAGAAAAGGAGCAGUUCUGCAAAUCUGUGGCCUGUUGGGUAAAAGAGGCUCUUUAUAUUAAGAGUAAAGAAAGGUUCAAGUGGUCUCUUUGGGAUCCAGAAUCAAGGCACAGAAUUUGCUUGAACCCUGUGUGUCGGUGCAAGCACUACUGAGGCAGGGUCCUCUGCAACACUGGUGUCUAGAUGCAGCAAGCACUGAAUGGGGCCAGGAGCAGGAGGGCUGUCAUGGCAUGAAGCUCUGCCGGGGGAUGUUUGCCUUGCUGAGAAGCACGCAGCGUGGACAGAGCCUGGGCUUCUGAACAUGCCUUGCACACCCACAGAGUGCUAAGAAGAAUUUUUCCAACUGCUGUAUUUGAGUUGGUCUAAUAAAAGAUAUUGGAUUUAUCCAAAGAACCUUGUUUGCACACCCACAGAGUUUCAGGUCUACGUUGGAAGCUUGCAAAUUAAAAACCAAUCAAUCCCUCCCUUUUCCUGGGCUCCCCACCUUCUCUUCUGAAAGGGAGGGGACAAACAAUGCUCGUCGACCUGGAAAUGGAGCGUGCUUCUGUGCAGAAGCUCAAAGUCACAUUUCACUUUUAAAAUUGAAACCCACAGACAGAAUCCACAAUUAAGCACACGCUGUUAUCAGCUUUGCUGCUGUCGUUGAAUUGUUUGACUUUUUAAACACUUUCAAGCUCUAAGACACUGGAUCCAGAAACAGGUGAAGAGCACGAAGGAGCUGCACGCCCAGAUGUGUCAGUGCUACAGAAGGGAAAUGCACGGGGAGGAGCCUGCACCUUUCAUCUACAGGUGGCACUUGAUAGGGUCAAAACUGAACCCUCUGCUUGAUCUAUGCUGUAGGCAGAGUGCAAAGUGCUGGAGGUGGGGCAUACUGCAAAUGCUAGCGGGUGGUUCUGCUGUGGAGGGGAAUCAUCUCAUACAUGCUUAUUCUCUUGGGCCUCCUUUUUGAUGCCUAGCCUGUGCGGUCAGAGGAGAGUCUCUUCUGGUCGAGAUGGCAGAGAACAGCUCAGCCAUGAGCAGCCUGGAUAAAUUCUAUAUUGCUUUUGAGGCCAUGAUUGGGGUGUGUGCAGCUGUGGGCAACGCCCUGGUCAUCUGCGUGGUGAGGCUAAACCCGGCUUUCCAGAACAACACCUUCUACUUCAUUGUCUCCCUGGCACUGGCUGAUAUAGCCAUGGGGCUCCUGGUCAUGCCGCUGGCCAUCGUGAUCAACCUGGGGAUUGUCAUGCACUUCUACUUCUGUCUGUUCCUGUGCUGCCUGCUGAUGGUCUUCUCCCAUGCCUCCAUCCUGUCGCUCCUGGCCAUUGCCAUCGACCGGUUCCUGCGCGUGAAGCUGCCCACCAGGUACAAGAUAGUCACCACGCGGAGGAGAAUUUGGAUGGCUCUGGGAUCGUGCUGGCUGGUGUCUCUGCUGGUAGGAUGUGUCCCCAUGUUUGGAUGGAAUCAAAAAGUCCCAGGGAGCCCCAGCAGCAUGGUGUGCAACUACCCUGCCGUCAUGAGGAUGGACUAUGUGGUGUAUUUCAGCUUCUUUGCCUGGAUCCUCAUUCCUUUGAUCAUCAUGUGUGUCCUGUACGUUGGGAUCUUCUACAUCAUCCACAUGAAGCUAAGCCCAAAUGUGGCCAUCUCCAAAACGACAGGAGUGUUUUACGGGAAGGAGUUCAAAACAGCGAAAUCUCUGGCCCUUGUCCUCUUCUUGUUCGCCGUGUCCUGGCUGCCCCUGUGCAUCCUCAACUGCAUUUCCUAUUUCUGUCAUGACUGUAAGAUCCCGCUGCCUCUGCUGUACCUGGGCAUCCUGCUGUCCCACGCCAACUCAGCCAUGAACCCCAUCGUGUAUGCUUGCAGGAUAAAGAAGUUCAAGGAAACCUACAUCUUUGUUUUAAAGACCUAUAUUCUGCGCAUGAAUCCCGAACCUCUUGUUCCUAGUGUGGAAUAUAUGUCAGAGCAGAUGUCUCUGAGCCAGAUCUGAUUGAGCGCUGGCCCCCUUGACCUGCUGCAAUACCUGUCCUGUUGGAUCUGCUCCGGCUGAAUAAAACCAUCUCAACCCUGGGACUGAAGCAGCUGGUCUAAGGCAUCAUUUUCUGACAUCAUCUAAGUCAGCCCUUGUGCAUUUCUUGGUUACUGUAUCGAGCUCUAGGUAUUGAUAAUGGGAUGUGGAAGUGUUCAUCUCUAGGCUGUCAGUUUAAAUCCUCGACCAAGGACAGUACCAAGUGUAACUUUGUACCAAAUUACUGCGUGAUACCACCGUCCGUCUAGUGUAAAAACGUCUGAGUAUCCUGAUGGUUACUCUAACCAUAUAUUUUUCAGUUCUUUCUAGUAUUAAAAUAGGAGCUUCUGCAACCCUU
Molecule: messenger RNA, 2479 nt
Organism: Alligator mississippiensis (American alligator)
Lineage: Eukaryota; Metazoa; Chordata; Crocodylia; Alligatoridae
Gene: ADORA3
Product: adenosine A3 receptor
Exons: 2
Coding region: 1132-2103 (323 amino acids)
Biological process (GO): G protein-coupled adenosine receptor signaling pathway
Cellular component (GO): membrane; dendrite; synapse
Molecular function (GO): G protein-coupled adenosine receptor activity
Source: RefSeq, a predicted model, not a curated record